AUGACUGGAAAAGGGAGACCACAAAAGGCUAAUAGCCUUGACACUGCAGAGAAACAGGGAGCAAAGAAGAAGGAGGCAAUACCAAGUGAGAAAAUGGAAAAAUCACAGGAGAAGUCUUUGGAAGGGGAGCCGCCAAAGGUUACAAACCCAACCAAAAAGGGUACCACAAAGACCAAACCAGAAAAACGAUGUGAGGAAAAGGCAGAAUUACAGUCAUCAGAGGAGAUGACACAGAAGCAACCAGAAGCACCAAAGGACCCCAAAAAGGAUCUCAGAGAGGACAAAACACCAAAAGCUUCUGUGCUCAAAAAAACUCUGGAAAAACUGAAGAUAAAACCACAGGCAAGAUCAGAUGCAUCAGAAGUUGUCAACAAACUAGUGGAAGCUGUAUCUACACAUUUAAAAAAAAACACCAAAUCCUUUGAAGAAGUAGAGCGACCUCUACCUACAGGAAGCUACUAUGAAAAUCUAAAGGUAAGGUAAAUCUGUUCACUCAGAGUUUUCUAAAAUAAGCAUUGGGUUAAAUUCUGCCUGAAGGGGUAGUCAACGAUUUAUGCAUUCUAGGAGAUGUUUUAGUAAUUCUGUAUCACAAAGUAAUGUGAUUAUGUACACAGAUUUCCGAUCCUGAUGAAUUUGAUGUGAUGAUGCCCAUCCCUGUUGAGCGGGUAAUUGUUGAACCAUUUGGGGAUGACGGAGCCUUUUACAGUGUAGCCUUAAAGCGUGGCAAUAGUCCAUUGAAGAAGUUUCAAGAGGAGGACAUUUUAUCUGCAAGCAAAAUGCUGGAAGAGUUCAGAGAUGAAAUCAAGAAAUGUGCAAAGGAUUUUCCAGGUGAGCCUUUUUAAAUGUUGGGUAAUGGAUAACAUUUCCCUUAAGUCCUUUUCUUUACAUGGUACUGUGUGACGGUGUCUUUAGCCAUGUAAAUAUUCUUAGUUCAUGGUCAGUUUUUUUUUUUACCAUGACUUUGCUGAAGUGUGUACUGAGGCUAUAUGAUUUAUCAUUCAUCUUCUUACGCUCCUUUUUUAAAUUUCAGAAUGGAAGCUGUCCAGAAAGAAAAAACGUUGCCCUGCAGUGACCCUGACCACUGAAGUGAACUCAGUCACUAUUUCACUGGACGUCGUUCUCUGUAUCAUGGUUAAAUCACAGUGGCCACUUUUCACCACAGAUGGCCUUCAGAUAGAAAAAUGGCAGGGCACAAAAGAAAAACAGGCCUACAGACGAAAACCGUACUAUCUUGUCCCAAAAUACCAAGGAAGGGAAACUGAAGAGAAGAAUGGUGUUCUUGCAAAGGGUAAGUUUGCCAUUCGGUGAAGAGAAAUCAGAUUAUGACAAAUGUAAAGACCCUUAGCCUUUUUGUCCUUUUUUAAUGCAUAGAGUCCUUGUGCUGAUAUACACUACACUACACAAUAACUUAGGGAUUUUGUUAUUUACCUGAGUGCUUUUCCUUUUUGGUCUGGAUUUUAAUGAAAUAAGUAAUAGUUCCCUUUGAUAUUAUUCUGAAUGAAUGAGAAGAAACAUGUUUUUAUUUGAUCCCUAUUUAUCACACCAGCAAUUUAGACGAUAACAAAGAUAGCCCCAAAUAAUCAAUACUGACAAAGUCAGAAGCGUUAUGACAGCUCGACAGCGACAUCUCAUGCUCUUCACAAGCCUUAUGAUGUUGUUCUGACACAAUGUGUUCCACGCCUCCACAAGUGCUAUACGCAGUUCUGCCAGGUCACGUGGGGGUGGGGUAUGAACAUCCGGUUGCUGCUUCAGCUGGUCCCAGACGGGCUCUAUGAGGUUCAGGUCAGGGGACAUUGCUGGCCAUACCAUAUGAGGCACUCUAACUUCCUGAAGUCGAGCUGUGACAAUUCUGGCAUGAUGUAGUGGAGCAUUAUCAUCCAUGAACAGAAAGUUGGGGGUGUACUAGAGGAAUUGGGGGAUGAUGAUCUGUUCUAUGAUGUCCUUAAUGGUAAGAACCGGCAGUGACUGAGCCAUCUCCAAUCACCAAAUCUGUUUUGCACUGACUGGUGAUGCCUGCCCAGACUGUUGCACCUCCUCCACCAAAGUGAACUCAGGGGACCAUGUUGACCGUGGCGUAUUGCUAAGUUUGCAAUGCUGACAACCACCAUUUCUGUGCAAGGUGACCCGACACUCAUUAGUGAACAGGACAGUAAACCACUGCUGGUCUUGUGCCCACUGCAGAUGGUCACGGCAGUGUCUUGGUGUCAGUGGAGUCACCUGCAACAGGCGUCUGGCAUUCAAGCCAAAGUGGUGGACUCAGUUGCGAAUGAUUUCUUGAAAACCCUAGUACCCCUCACUUCUUGUAAAAUGGCUUGCAGCUGUGUGGCAGUUGAAUAACGGUGUCUAAGUGCAUAGCUCCUUAGGUACUGGUCAUCAUUGUGGUCCAUUACUUGUUGGGCUCCACUUCUGGGUCUGUCACGAACUCUGCCAGUAGUUCUGUGUCUGGCUGCAAGUCUGCUGAUGACACUUUGAGAGACAUGUAGUUCACGAGCAACAUCUGACUGCUUGCCAUUGACCUGAAGGUGCGCUAUGGCCAGGUAGCCCUGUUCGCUUGCUAAGUGACGUUGUGUGUUCAUUUAUAGUCCCAGAAUGUUGAAAUUGAUGCCACAUUGAAAAGGGUUGUCUUUUUGUAUUUUUUGGUUUUUGCCCCAAUAUGAAAGGUGCCCUGUACACAGUGAGACCAUUACAUGAAAACCACAGAAUGAGGUGUGUCUAUCACCCUAACACAAUUGCCUCAUUAGCCCAAAAAUCACCGAAGUGAAAUCCACUAAGGACCUCACAAUAUCCCUAACUUAUUGUGAGAAAGGUAUUUUUAUAUUUCCUCUCAGGGAAACAGAAUACACCUAUAAACUGUGUUCAGCAGUUUCAUAUCAUGUUGAUAAUCUGUUAAAAUUUUGAUGCUUCCGCAUCUUUUGAACCAUGAAUUAUGCCUCUGAAGAAAACAAGGGAAGCUUCAAUUUUCUCUGCUAAUUUAGCAUUUUGUUAUUUCUCACAGAUACUUGGCGGGUUUCAUUCUCUCAUGUUGAGAAGGACCUCAUAAAGAAACAUGGGUCAGAGAAGACAUGCUGUGAGACAGGCGGAGAACGGUGCUGCAGGUAAGGUUAUGUCUUUGAGAUAGAGUAGUUCUGAUUUUCAUUUACACAAGCCACAUCAUUGUCCACUAUCAUCAUAACAUCAAAAUAAAUUAAGAUCUUUACUUGGUUUACAUUUGUGAAAAAUGUUAUAAAAGUAUUUCCUUUCCUCUGUACUCUUUUCUACAGGAAGGCCUGUUUGAAGCUUCUUAAGCACCUUCUGAGUCUGCUUAAAGAGGAGGACUCUUCAUUUGACGAGUUCUACUCCUACACUGCCAAGACCACACUGCUACAUGCCUGCAGCUCCAGAGCCAAAGACAGUGACUGGAAGUACUCUGAUCUCAGCGACUGCUUUCAGCUGCUCCUGCAGGACUAUGUAGAAAACCUGGAGAAACGUUGUCUACCAAACUUCUUCAUCCCCUCCCAGAACCUGCUCUGUGGUCUCAGCAGAACGAGGUGCAAUAAACUGGCUCGUCGUAUCCAGGAGGAAUGUAACAAUGGCUUUCCUAUUUUUGAAAAAUGA
Xyrichtys novacula (pearly razorfish) is the source of this 3594-nucleotide messenger RNA. NCBI's taxonomy places the organism in Eukaryota, Metazoa, Chordata, Actinopteri, Labriformes, Labridae. The record is from the annotation of a GenBank genome assembly.